Messenger RNA from Panicum virgatum (switchgrass), 1380 nucleotides. Its product is annotated as transcription repressor OFP8-like. The coding region runs from base 95 to 1219 and encodes 374 amino acids. Lineage: Eukaryota; Viridiplantae; Streptophyta; Magnoliopsida; Poales; Poaceae. The transcript has a single exon. Gene Ontology annotation, biological process: negative regulation of DNA-templated transcription. The record is from RefSeq and is a predicted model, not a curated record.
UUGAGUUGUUUAUUGUAAAGUUUGUGCAAAGCAAAAUUGGGACCGCAAAUGAAAAGGAUGUUUGUGGAGAAUUCCCUGCGUGACUACACGACACAUGCGGCUGGUCCUGCCCAUCCAGACCAUCGUGAUCCCGUCCCUCCCAACUAGCUAUUUUAAGCCCCCUCGCCGCGCCAGCGUGAGGAAGCCGAAACCACAAGACACGCGCGCACACCUUACUGUCGAGUGUUCGAUCAAGUCCUUCAUGGACAAGAGCCGCCACGACAAGACCGGCGGCCACGGCGUGGGCGUCGGCGGCCGGCUGCGGCAGCGGCUCGCGCAGAUCCUCCUCCAUUCGUCCUGCGCCACCACCUCGGCCACCGCCUUCGUCAGCGUCGCCAGUAGCACCAAUGCCGCCGCGGCCAUCGUCACCAGUGACGCCGCGGCCUCGCGCCAACAACCACUUCCUCGGUGCGCGAGCGAGCAGCGGCCCAAGCCCAUCGAUGGCAGGUCCCAGCGCCGCCACCGCCGCCGCAGCUCGCGGGCGCUUGUUCACAUCUCCAUCGACUGCUCCGCGCGCACGGUCGGCGCGGCGGUUCUGCCUUCGCCGAUGCCGGCGGCGAGGGACGUCGGCGGCGCCGUGAAGAGCGGCACGCGCAAGAAGGGCGAUGGCGAUAACGCACGCUCGCCGCUGUACAACAGCUGGUCGUCGUCCACCGACACCGACGGCGAGAUGGCGCCGUUCAGCAGCGACGGGGAGAGGGGCCAAGCAACGGACACGAGGUCGACGCUCUUCUCGUCCCACAGCUUCUCCUCCGACUCCACGGCGGACUUCUACACCGCCACCGGCCCUUGCGCCAGGCCGAGGCGGCACACGAACCCGCCUCGCCGCGCACCGCCGAGGCGCGCGGCCAGGCCCGCCGACGCGUUCCGGCCUCCCGCGGCAUCCGCGGCGGCGGGUAAGCACGACACGGAGAAGAAAAAGAAGAAGAAGCUGGUGGACCUCAAGGACGGCGCCGUGGCGGCCGCGGGCAGCACGGCGGUGGUGAAGCGGUCGCACAACCCGUACGCCGACUUCCGGAGCUCGAUGGUGGAGAUGGUGGCCGGGCGGCGCCUCCGCGGCGCCGACGCGCUCAGCGAGCUCCUGGUGUGGUACCUGUCCCUGAACUCGCCGAGGCACCACCCGGCCAUCCUCGCCGCCUUCGAGGACGUCUGGGAGGCCGUCCUUGGCAACGAUCCCUGAUGGAUCGCCGUAGCCUUCUACGCCCGUAGUGUGCCGCGUCUCCCAUGUAAGAUACGGUAUAGCUCGUCAGUUUCUUUCGAUCGGUGAAGGCGGGUUUUGUAUGUGGAUUCUGUCAGCCAGCAUUGCCACGUUUGCUCAAUGCAAUUUCAAGCUCUCCUCCA